Pecten maximus is the source of this 4193-nucleotide messenger RNA. RefSeq lists its product as uncharacterized. The record is from RefSeq and is a predicted model, not a curated record. Bases 606 to 4193 code for a protein of 1195 amino acids. The transcript is spliced from 22 exons. NCBI's taxonomy places the organism in Eukaryota, Metazoa, Mollusca, Bivalvia, Pectinida, Pectinidae.
ACUACUUCAAACCGAAAGUGGAAUAUGGCGGAAAUUCAGAAGAGGCCCUCUCCUACGAUUUCCGUCUACCGAAACUUAUCCUGAUGAAGUAGCUGGGAUACAGAAAGCAGAAGGCUUGAAAGGAAUAAAGACUGUCAACAUUGAACUAGGACAGUUACACAGAACUAUGUCAUCCGCGCUCACAGAACUAGGUCAACCACGUACACAGAAAUAGGUCAACCACAUACACAGAACUAGGUCAACCACUUACACAGAACUAGGUCAACCACAUACACAUAACUAGGUCAACCACAUACACAGAACUAGGUCAACCACAUAUAUAGAACUAGGGCAGCCAUCCACAGAACUAUAAGGUCAACACCUUAGAUAACAAAGUCAACUGCACAGAAAACUAGGUCAGCCACACAAAUAAAUAGAUGACCUGCACAGUAGAUUGGGUCAACACAGAAGCUUUAAAGAAGGUCAGUCAGCCAGAGGACCAGAUCAACUACAAACCACAAACAACUAGCAGUCAGUAGCAGAUGGAAUGUCUUCAGGACGUAAAAUCAUGACAUUGUAUCGUUGGUUUCAUUUGAUGUAGCAGCUACCUGAACCAAUAUAAGUUCAUGAUGGCGAGUGCUGAUGAUGGAAAUGGUGACCAGCAUAGGAUAAACAUUGGAAAUGCUGGAGUUGUGCAAGUUGCUGAUGAUGCGGUAAUGAUUUCUAGACAGAGUGAUUGUCCACCACAGAUUGAAGUGCAGCAUCAGCCAUCAGAUCACCCAGAUAAUGUGACUGAGGAACUGAAUCAAUUUGACAUCAAUAUAGGCAAUGCAUCAAGUCUCAAACAGAGCAGACAUGUGGUUGCUGUGACAAAUCAAGAAGAAGCACGCCCCCCCUUGUCUAGGGCAGGAGGAGACAAAAGCCUUGAAGUAGAUGGCACACAAGAGUUAGUAGGUCAAAACGACAAAAGUACAGACACUCGGGAGGACUGGAUGUAUGCCAGAGGUCACAGCAUGGGUGAAGCCAAUUCAAAGAGACUACACUUCUGUUAUCACGAAGGUUUAGACUUGGUACAGAUAGCAAAUUGUUGUACCUACAUAGAAUUGAACAUCAACCCGGAGCUUGUGCAGAAAUUACGAAACCAGGGACUUCUCACAGUUGAAAUACCAUUACCCAACGGUCCGACUCUUGUGACAUUUAGGUGGGGUAGUUUGGAGGCAAACAGAGAAUAUAUCCGAUGUGAACUCAAGGCAGAGCUACAGGACGAAUGGAAGUGUAUAGAUUGGGAAAACGAAUAUUUAAAGUCACUCCUAUGUAAUAGUGAUUGUCAAGUGGAAAAAAUUGUGGAAUAUUUCUAUCAAAUGUUUAAUGCUUUAAUCUUAAAGAUAGAAAAUGGUUGUCUGUUGUUUAAGAUUCUUGUACAGGAUAUGGACGCCUUGGAUAGGCUGUGCACCACACAGAGUCUAGAUAAAAUAGCGAAGUUCCUGGACAAACUCUUUUUGACCAAUGAAAUGAGACGAAGGACUGGUGAUCAACAGGUGUUCAGGGUCAGACUAAUUAACAAAGGGUUCAGGGCUAGGCCUGAUACAAAACACAUGAUUCAAUUUGACACAAGGGCAAGCAGAGAAUUUUCGGCUGAUCCCACAGAAGGCAAUUUGACAUAUUUGAUAGAGAAAAUUGUGUCACAAGAGUUACAAGCUAGCUUGUCUCAGCUGCAGGUGUCUCUGACAGAUAGAAUAGCAAGAACUGUAGUAGAGGAAAUGCAGAAAUUUGGAAAAUUGGGACCUUCAAUUUCAAGAGAAGAACCAACGGAGACAGUGAGUAGAUCUCUAGAUCUUCCCAGAAUUCAAGAUCUUAACACCAGUAUAGAACAAGACAGGGCCUCCAUAGGACAUCAUGGUACAGUAUCAGGGAGUAUAUCUCCAGGCCAUCCAAGUAUGGGGCCAAUGCUUACCUCUCAAGGUCUUCCCAGUGCUGAGCCAGAGAUUACCUCUCAAAGUAUUUCCAGUGCUGUGCCAGGGAUUUCCUCUCAAGGUCUUUCCAGUGCUGGGCCAGGGAUUUUCUCUCAAUGUCUCUCAGGUGCUGGGCCAAGGAUUACCUCUCAAGGUCUUUCCGUUGCUGGGCCAGGGAUUACCUCUCAAGAUCUUUCCAGUGCUGGGCCAGGAAUUUUCUCUCAAGGUCUCUCCAGUGCUGGGCCAGGGAUUACCCCUCAAGGUCUUUCCAGUGCUGGGCCAGGGAUUUCCUCUCAAGGUCUUUCCGAUGCUGUGCCAGGGAUUACCUCUCAAGAUCUUUCCAGUGCUGGGCAAGGUAGUACAUCUUCAGAACAUCUUAGUACUGGGCCAGGUAAUAUGUCCCCAAAACAUCCCAGUGCAGGGCCAGGGAUUACCUCUCCAGGCCGUCCCAGUACUGGGUCAGAGACAUAUUUAGGCCCAGGGAGUACUCAUCCAGAUACUUACAUAUUGUCUCCACCAAGCUGUAGAGUAAAAGAAGAUGUAAACCAAGGAGAAAGAAGCAGACGUAUGUGGAGAGGAGAUCCUGGCCAACAUGCUCACAAAAAACCGAGCUUUGCUAGCAUCUUGUUUAAUCUGGAGAACACAUCACAAUUAUGGCCAGAUCAAGCACAAAGGGCAGAAAUGGAGAAGUGUUUUCAGUUGAAAGGAAUUGAGGAUCCACUUGAUGAAGAUAUACAGCAGGAUCUUCAAUAUGUCAAGAAACUGGUGGAUGUCGGACAUUUGGCUAAACUGAUGACGAUGUCUGUACUAGGUGAAACCAGCCAGCACUCCCAUGCCCAUGGUCUACACACCGUCUUGUGUCUUGAUGUGUCUGAGAGUAUGAGAGGUGAACCUAUUCAGAAACUAACUGAGUGUGCUAAAACGUUCCGAAAUGAAAUUGAAGAUAAUACUAUGGACCUUUACCUGGAGGAGAAUGUUGGAGUGGUCUUGCUUGGGGGUGAUGUUGAUGUACAGCUUCUGCCUACAAAUGAUUACAGUAAAUUAGAAGAGGCAAUAAGAGGUCUAAAUGUUAAAGGAGAGACUUGUCCAUUACUGGAGGGCCUUAUUGCUUGUAUACUGCUGCUUUUUAGAACAGAACAAGAUGAAGAUCCUUACUUCACCAUUGGUGAAUAUCACCAUCAUUGUUUAUAUCCUCGGAUUAUCUUGAUGUCUGAUGGCCUGACGUCAGAGGGAGGUCAUGUCAGUGGCAUUGAUGAUAUUACAGAUGAGGUUUACAAGGCAGUGUGUACAUAUCUGCCCAGGCUGCUGAAGGCAUCCAACAAUAUCUGUAGGAUCAGCUGUGUACAGUUUGAAAACAACGUGAGAACAAGCAAAACCAAUGUAAAGCUGGAGAAAAAAUGUAGGUCCAUGAUCAACAAACUUUCCCAGGAAACUGGAGGUGAUACAGUUGAUCCAACUCAGAUUCAAUGGCUAAGUCACUACUCCAGACUACAGAAUGCUAUUGGUAAAGUCUUAGAUUGGAAUGCUGGGAAGAAGGGAAUGUCCAAAGAUGAGAUAGAGGAAAGAAUUGGGGAGGAGUUUUCUGAUAGCAACAUUGAAGACAUUAGAGAACAGGAACACGUUAGGGAAGAAGUGUGGAGGAUUAUCAAUAUUGGACCUGAUGUUAUACAAGAAAACUUAGCUUGUGGUGAGUCUCACUCAGCAGCAGAAUCACAUGGAGUGUAUGACACAUCUGCCACCCCACAUGUCCUGAGGACAGGAGACAAGGUCAGAGAAGUCCCUGAUGAAACUGUGUUGGAACAAGAUAAAACUGACUCUUUUGGAAUAGUCAUCGGUAUAAACCAAAAAGAUGACAUAGUCAAGGUGAAGUGGAGCAUUGGUACUGAGGAUUACUAUAAACACAAUCAGUUACAGUUAUGGGAGGUACAUCCAACUAAACCCAGUGAGAUAUCAAAUCUUCAGGUUGGUGGCAAUGACCUUCAGGUAGACUGUGACCCUGAUAGUGAUGCUGAGGAUCAAGACCAAUAUCUGAGAGAAUCAGAUGUUGCACUUACACAUCACCAUAGCCCCUUCUCAUGGUCACCUACCGUUGAAACAGGUGGACAGGUUAAAGACUUUGAUCACAAGAUUGUGUGGCAGAGGAAAGUCAGGGGAGACAGAUGGGAAGUGUAUUCCCCAGAACAGAUAGAGAUGAUAGAGAAGUCCUACACUAGUCGCUCAGAGUCGUGUGUGAUCGGCAGCCCAGGCAAACAAAUACAGUAA